AUGGUUGGAAAACGACGAGCAUCUGAUACUGAUGAUAAUCAUGAUAAUAUUGAUUCAAAGCAUUCAAAAUCUGGUUUACAAGAACGAAACGGCGAUAAUAAACCAUCUAGUUCACAAAUGACUGAUGAACCAGCAAAAAAACGAUCAAAAACUAUGGAAUCCGAUGAAAAUAACACAAAAGAUUCAAUUCGAUUAUCAGCUAAUAAUCGUGAUGAAGAAGAAGACGAAAAUCAAUUAGAUAAACAAAUUGAAAAAGAAGAAAAAAAAGCUGAUAAUAUUGUUAUUAAAGAUAUUAUGGGUUCAAUUAAACCAGAAUCAAAUAAAAAAAUGAGUGAAGACGAACGUCGUGCACUUUAUGAUAAUGUUUAUUCAAAAUUACUUAUACUUCUUGAACGAUGUCAAAAAUAUGUUCAUCAUCUUAAUAAUAAAAUAAAACAAUCAAUUGCUGAGCAUGGAGAACAUAAGAAAAUGAAAAAACAUCUAGAUGAAGGACAAACAAAAUCAACUGAUGAGGAUAUGAAACGAACAGGAUUAUUGGAAAAAUAUUAUGAUAUGACUGAGAAAGAUAUUCAAGCUCGACAACCGAAAUUAUUUGUUGGAUCAUUGAAACCUUAUCAAUUAGCUGGUCUUGAAUGGUUACGAACAUUACAUGAAGUUGGUCUAAAUGGAAUUCUUGCUGAUGAAAUGGGUCUUGGUAAAACUGUUCAAGUGAUUGCAUUUAUUUGCAGUUUAGUUCAAGAUGGAGCAUCUGGUCCAUUUCUUGUGGUUGCACCACUUUCGACAUUAACUAAUUGGUGUACUGAAUUUGCUCGAUUUGCACCAAAUAUCACUUGUAUGAUCUAUCAUGGUAAUAAAGAAAAAUUGGCUGAACUUCGUGGUCAAAUUAAUCAAUAUCGUCAAGCGAAAAAAGCAGUACCUCUUGUGUUGGUAACAGCUUAUCAUGUUAUUAUAAGCGAUAAAGCAUUUUUUAAACGAGAACAAUGGCCAUUAUUAGUUAUUGAUGAAGGUCAUCGAUUAAAAAAUCCAAAAUGUCAAUUAAUGGCUAUGCUUCGUCGAUUACAUACAGGUAGUAGAUUUUUAUUAACUGGUACACCUGUUCAAAAUAAUAUGAGUGAAAUGUGGUCAUUAAUGAAUUUUCUUUUACCAGAAAUAUUUGAUGAACCUGAAGUAUUUGAACGUUAUUUUGAAAUUGAUACAAUAGGCAGCUCAAAUAUGAAUUUUAAAGAAGAACAAGAACGAUCAGUUUUAUCAAUAUUUCGUCAAAUUCUUAUUCCAUUUAUUUUACGACGUCGAAAAGGUGAUGUUAAUUUACAUUUACCACCUAAAAAAGAAGUAACUGUAUAUACAAAAAUGACUAAUCUUCAAGUUAAAUGGUAUAAUAAACUUGUUGAUGAAAUUGUUCGUCGUUAUAUUAAUGAUCGUAAAAAAGAUGAAUUUGUACAAGUAUUUGAUGAUACUGAACGAUUAAGAAGUCAACGUAAACAUGAUAAAAUUCAAUUAGAAUUAAAAGAAGAUGUUAUUGCAAAGAAAAUAACAGGUCGAAGUGUAAUAUUUCCACUUCUUCGUGCUUGUACACAUCCAUAUUUACUUGAUGCACCAAGAGAUGAAAAUGGAGAAAUUAUUGUUAAUGAAGAUAUAAUAACAAAUAGUGGAAAAUUUAUCUUAUUAGAUAAAAUGCUUGCAAAAUUAGGUCAAACUAAUCAUAAAGUAUUGAUCUUUUCAACAUUGGUUAUUUUUCUUGAUUUACUUGAAGCAAUGUGUGAACAUCGAAAUUAUGGUUAUACAAGACUUGAUGGACAUACAACUUUUGAAGAAAGAAUCGAUGCUAUUUCGACAUUUAAUAAAGAACCAGAUGUUUUUAUAUUUUUAAUUAGUACAAGAGCUGGUGGUUUAGGUUUGAAUUUAAUGGCAGCUGAUACCGUUAUUUUGUUCAAUUCAGAUUGGAAUCCUAUGAUUGAUAUUCAAGCACAAGAUCGUGCUCAUCGUAUUGGACAAACAAAACCUGUUAUUGUUUAUCGAUUUAUUGUUCGUAAUACUAUUGAUGAGCGUGUAUAUAAACGUGCAUGUUCAAAACAAAUUAUGGAAAAAUUAAUUGUACAUGACGAACUUAAGCAAGGUUUUGAUGCAUAUGAAACAGUUUUAUCAUUUGAUCCUCAAGGUGAACAAGCCAAAUCAAUUAAUUUAGCUGAAUUAGUUGAAGGUAUAACAAAAAUUGAACAACGAACAGUUAUUACAGAAAAUGAUCUUAUAUCAGAUGAACAUAUUGAUCGCUUAUUAGACCGAUCUGAUUUGAUAGAAAAAAUGAAUCAAUAA
Molecule: messenger RNA, 2313 nt
Organism: Rotaria sp. Silwood2
Lineage: Eukaryota; Metazoa; Rotifera; Eurotatoria; Philodinida; Philodinidae
Source: the annotation of a GenBank genome assembly